Messenger RNA from Venustampulla echinocandica, 279 nucleotides. RefSeq lists its product as uncharacterized. The transcript is spliced from 2 exons. The record is from RefSeq and is a predicted model, not a curated record. Bases 1 to 279 code for a protein of 92 amino acids. NCBI's taxonomy places the organism in Eukaryota, Fungi, Ascomycota, Leotiomycetes, Helotiales, Pleuroascaceae.
AUGGGCAAACGCAUUGACGACGGGCAUCCGAGAUACUUCAAAGAAUGCAACUAUCGCAAUAGUUGGCAGGGCUAUGUUACGAUUUGGAGAUUCAAUGCCAUCGGGGAAUUUGGGAUCAUUACUGGCCCCAAGAAUGCCGAGUCGCUAGGUAUUGUCUGUGGUAUGUCUGAGUUGCCGAAUACCGAGGAUGCUGGGACACGACUGGCGCGCAAGGGUAAUUCUAAUGGCAAUAAUAAUGGUGAUGAUGAUGAUGAUGAUGAUGACGGCCUAGAAGAUUGA